Condylura cristata (star-nosed mole) is the source of this 1554-nucleotide messenger RNA. RefSeq lists its product as uncharacterized. The transcript has 10 exons. Gene Ontology annotation, cellular component: cytoplasm. The record is from RefSeq and is a predicted model, not a curated record. NCBI's taxonomy places the organism in Eukaryota, Metazoa, Chordata, Mammalia, Eulipotyphla, Talpidae. Gene Ontology annotation, biological process: signal transduction; negative regulation of cell migration. Bases 1 to 1554 code for a protein of 517 amino acids.
AUGUCCCCAAUAAAAAAAUGGAAGCGUGGGCUGUGGGGCCUCCCUUCCUUCUCCUGGUGCUGCAGCAGUAAGAUCAUUCUGCACGAGCUGGCUGUUCGCCUGUUUGCGACAGGCUGUGUGCCCUCUGUGGCUUCGGGACUUUUUGUGGCCUCUGCCACCGUGAAUGAGGGCUACGGAGGCCCCCGCGUGGCUGCGCUCGGCCGCCCGGGCCGGCCUCGGGGCGUGAGCGUGCCGCCCAGCGCCGGCGGUGUCCCCAGUGCCUGGCCUUUGCGCCGUGACCAGCGGCGGAGGACACCGCAUUCCGAGAAGCGCUCAGCGCGAGCCGUGCAGGACUUACGGGAAAGCCUAACUAUAGCUUCGGUUCCUCUCGGACGAAUGGCCGUUGUCCGGUUCCCGCCAGCCACGGCCCUCUGGGAGAUGGAUCGACAGCGGCUGAGUCGUGACCGCAGCUCGGUGUGCCCAGAUAAGCGGAUGCAACGGCACGAGAAAGUGGGAUUCAUCGCUGGAGAGCUCAUCUCUCGCCCAGCCCACUCUCCGCGCGUGUUGAGGUCGUCGUGUGGCUCCGUCCGGCUGAGUCGGCAGAAUGCCCAGGCCCGUCACAGACAAGCGAAGUAUUCCGAAAACAAGCUCAAGUCCAUCAAGGCCCGGAACGAGUACCUGCUGACCCUGGAAGCCACCAACGCCUCCGUCUUCAAGUACUACGUUCGCGACCUCUCAGACCUCAUCGACUGCUGCGACCUUGGCUACCACGCAAGUCUGAACAGAGCCCUGAGAACGUACCUGUCUGCAGAGUACAACCUGGAGACCUCGAGACACGAAGGCCUGGACAUCAUCGAGAACGCCGUCGAUAACCUGGAGCCCAGGAGCGACAAGCAGAGGCUCUUGGAGAUGUUCCCUGCUGCGUUCUGUCCCCCGCUGAAGUUUGAGUUUCAGUCUCACAUGGGCGACGAGGUCAGUGACUCCUGCGGAGUGACCAACCUGCUGUCCACUCUGAUGCUGGAGCUCACACAGUGCAUGUGUAUGGGCGAGGCAGUGCAGGACUCGGGACAGGUCAUCCCCCUCAUCGUGGAGAGCUGCGUCCGCUUCAUCAACCUCUACGAUUCAUACCUGGGACUGAGGUUGCUGGGUCCUGUGGUGAGCCCGCUCCCCACAACGCGGUCCCUGGCCUGCGCCGCGCAGCCGCCAGGACGCCCCCGUUCCGUCCGGAGCCCGGCCAUUGCUGGUGUCGUGCCGCUGGGCGCCGCCGGGCGCGAUCAUGAAGUCAGGCUCAGCCAGGUCGCAGAGGUGCCCGACUCAGGCCCCCCCCGGGAGGCCGACCUCCCUGCGGAGGGGCGUGACGGGGUGACGCGACCGUACCCUGACAGGCACGCCCUUCCACACGCCCAGCUGGAGGGGAAAGUGGGUGAGAACCCGCUGGCCGACGACCAGAGCGACCACGACAUUAACUCGGUGGCCGGCGUUCUGAAGCUCUACUUCCGCGGGCUGGAGAACCCCCUCUUUCCUAAGGAAAGGUUCAACGAUCUGAUCUCCUGCAUCACUUACACGGCCGUGUAA